Messenger RNA from Cimex lectularius (bed bug), 2092 nucleotides. RefSeq names its product ATP-dependent DNA helicase PIF1 (gene Pif1). Gene Ontology annotation, molecular function: DNA helicase activity. The transcript is spliced from 9 exons. Lineage: Eukaryota; Metazoa; Arthropoda; Insecta; Hemiptera; Cimicidae. Bases 182 to 2005 code for a protein of 607 amino acids. Gene Ontology annotation, biological process: telomere maintenance; DNA repair. The record is from RefSeq and is a predicted model, not a curated record.
UAGAAGGCAUAGAAUGAAAGUUGCGCGCUUGGGGAAACCGUUCGCCCCCUUCGCAGUUCUCGUUCGUUCGUUGACAUGUCAAACAUUUUAGUUCGUUGACUGUCAUUAACUAUUAAAAGUUCGUUUUUAUUGUCAGUAAGGUAGUUGUUAAUUAUUAUUUUUUGAAUAAACGGUUUUGACCAUGGCAAACAGUGCUACAGCUCUCAAUUGCAGCUGUGCUUUAGAGCAUUUGUCGAAAAACGGUACGGUCCUCAAAACGACCAAAAUAAAAACGGUUUCGGUACACAUAAUGAGAAACGAGUUCAGGGACAUUUUUAUACAAGUCAACUCGAGGGAUUUCAACCAGAAGUUCUUGCUCAACGGGGUCAUAAUACACAAGAAAUUCGCCCACGAGGGAAAGACGACUUUUAAGUUCCCAGAUCAGUGUAUAAAUCUUUUUAUAUCCAACGCCCCUCCCACGUUGCUCUCUUCUUUCCUCAAGACUCUAUUCGUCAAGCUGAGCAGUUCGAAAAGCUCUCCGAAGGUCCCGAUAAGAGACAGGCUACUAUCCGUCAAACAACAGUCGACCGAAGAAAUCAGCCCGAUCAGUACUAAAGAUAUCAACAGGGUGCAGAAUACAGACGUGACUCCAAAGAGGAAACGAAAUCAAGAAGGAUUGACAAAAGAAUCAAAACGAAUAUGCUUACAACCACUCACAUCCCUGACUGAAGAACAAGAAAGAGUUCUUCAAGCAGUACUUCAAGGCAGCAAUGUUUUCUUUACAGGCAGUGCUGGGACUGGAAAAUCAUUUUUACUCCAUCAUAUUUUAAAUUCGUUACAACCGGCAGUUACCAUAGCCACUGCGAGUACUGGGUCUGCUGCAUGCCUCAUCGGUGGAACUACACUUCAUUCAUUUGCUGGGAUUGGAAGUGGUGAAGGGACAUUAGAACGGUGCUUAAAUUUAGCCAGUAGGCCGUUCAUUCAACAAAAUUGGCGCAAGUGCAAGCACCUAAUUAUAGAUGAAAUAUCCAUGAUUGAAGCUGAACUAUUCCAAAAAAUUGAAUGGGUAGCUAGACAAGUGAGAAACAACGACAAGCCGUUUGGCGGUAUUCAGUUGAUUAUUUGUGGUGAUUUUCUUCAAUUACCUCCUGUUAGCAAGGAAAAAAAUAAAUUUUGCUUUAUGAGCGAUGCUUGGGAAACUUGUAGGUUUAAAACGUUCUAUCUUAAGCAAGUCCACAGGCAAAGCGAUCAAGAAUUUAUUUCUUUGUUGAAUGACAUGCGAUUUGGGAUAGUGACUCAAGACACCGUUAAAAAACUUAAAGAAACUGAAACUCAAUCAAUUGAAAAGGAGGGAGUACUCGCGACCCGACUUUGCUGUCAUACUAAAGAAGCAAAUUUAAUAAAUGCUUCAAAAUUAGAAAAACUCCCUGGUGCGUCUAAAAUUUACGAAGCUACAGAUAGUUCAGCACAAGCGACAAAGUUACUCGAUGAGUGCACCCCUGUAGAAAAACGUUUCGUACUUAAAGAAGGAUCGCAAGUCAUGCUCCUUAAAAAUAUUUCAAUUUCACAAGGUUUAGUCAACGGGGCUCGAGGUGUCAUUGAUUCAUUUUCUAACGGUUUGCCUGUUGUAAAAUUUUUAACCGGCGUUAAACAUGUGGUUAAACAGGAAAAAUGGAGCGUUAAAACAGCUAGCGGCGUUGUUCACGUGCGGCAACAGUUGCCUUUAAAAUUAGCCUGGGCGUUCUCAAUACAUAAAUCACAAGGCUUGACGUUAGAUUGUGUAGAAAUUUCUUUAGACAACACUUUCGAAGCUGGCCAGGCUUAUGUAGCACUAUCACGAGCAAAAAGUCUAAAUUCGAUACGAGUAAUUGGAUUUCAGUCUAAUCAAGUAUGGGCCAAUCAGGACGUAAUACAAUUUUAUAAAAGGCUGCUCUCGUACGAGCAAGAGUACAUCAGAUUAGGCACUGUCGAUAAAAAAAAUAAAACUGUCAAAAAAAAAUCCAUACCCCUUGUCACCGUAAGAUGAUAAUAAUAGAUUGAUAGUUCAAUUUUUUUAAAUUUUAUAUACAAUUAUUGUAGGAAUUGUGUUAAUUAAAUGAAAUUUUAAUUCUGA